This is a messenger RNA of Exophiala xenobiotica, 1830 nucleotides long. RefSeq lists its product as uncharacterized. The record is from RefSeq and is a predicted model, not a curated record. The transcript has 3 exons. Bases 77 to 1717 code for a protein of 546 amino acids. NCBI's taxonomy places the organism in Eukaryota, Fungi, Ascomycota, Eurotiomycetes, Chaetothyriales, Herpotrichiellaceae.
CUAUCACCUGUAGACCGUGAGACAAAAUUUUGGAAGUCGACUAGAAGCCUUGUUCCUGGUGAAAAAACGUUGUGCAAUGGCUACAGAGCAAGAGUUUCAACAGUCAUGGGAAGAAAAGGCACAACUGCCCAGGAAGAUACGCAAUGAAUCAGUUGCACGUGUCGAGCCCGCUCUACAAGGCUUACCAGAAACACUGCCCCAGAACUCCCAGGGCCUUGCGAAAUCCGUGCUCACACCGCGGGAACUCGAGAUCACAGAAAACUACAGCGUGGCUGAACUACUAGCGAAGCUCCGAAGCAGAGAACUUUCGUCUGAAGAAGUCACGAGAGCCUUCCUGCGACGGGCUGCUCUCGCGCAUUAUGCAACAAACUGUCUUACCGAGCUUCUCUGGGAUGAGGCCAUCGAGCGAGCACGAUAUCUCGACUCGCUACCAGAGCCUGUUGGACCGUUACACGGGUUACCCAUCAGCACGAAAGAACACCAUGGUUCGAAGUCCAAGAAUGGCACUGCUAAUGGCUCCUACGUGGCUUGGAUUGGGAAGCCGCAAGGCUCAAUUCUUCUAUAUGACAUCCUGUGGGACGCCGGAUGUGUGUACUACGCUAGGACAACGCAGCCACAAACAGUCAUGCACCUGGAGACCGAGUCGAACAUUUAUGGCAGGACAGUCAACCCUUAUAAUCGGAACCUAACCCCUGGGGGUAGCAGCGGAGGCGAAGGAGCUCUGAUCGGGUUCCGUGGUAGCUUACUAGGCAUUGGCGGUGACAUCGGAGGCAGCAUUCGGUGCCCUUCUGCACAUAACGGCAUAUACGGCUACAAGCCAACUACGAAACGUGUGCCGACGAGUGGCACGCGCGGCCAUAUGCUGGGUAAAGAGACCAUACUCUCGACACUCGGGCCCAUGGCCAAAGAUCGAGACUCACUUGAAUUGUUCAUGAAAGUUGUUCUCGAUGCGAAACCAUGGCGAUUGGAUCCUGGUUUAACCACCAAAAUGUGGACACCAUAUCGUUUUACGAGGCCCUUGAAGAUUGCGGUGCAGUGGUGGGACGGUGUCGUUAUGCCCCAUCCGCCGAUGACUCGAGCAUUACGUGAAGUUGCCGAUGCAUGCAAGGCCGCAGGUAUGGAAGUGGUCGAGUGGGACUGCACGAAACUGGACCACAAGAAAGGAUGGGAUAUUACUGCGGGACUAUACUUUCCAGACGGCGGCGCCGAAGUUCUUGGCCUAUUAGAGGGUGCUGGUGAGCCUGUCUUGCCCCUGACUAAGUUCAUCAUCCACGAGCAGCCGACCGUUAAGAGCUAUAACAUGCAUGAAUUAUGGGAGCUUUGUCUCGAAAGAGAUGCCUACCGAGAGCGGUAUGCCCGCGCUUGGACAGAUACAGGUAAAGAAGACGGUCGAGAUGUCGAUGUCAUCCUUUGCCCGCCGUCAUUCGGUGCAGCGACACCUCACGAGCAGUCGCGGUACUGGGGCUACACCUCGAACUGGAAUCUUUUGGACUACCCUGGUGUGGUGUUUCCCGUGACUACAGUCGACCAAGAGAAGGACAAGAAAGACAUAGAUUACGUACCGAAGAAUGCGGAGGAUAAGUUUGUGUACGAGAUGUACUCGCCCGAGAAGUACGAGGAUGCGCCGGUGAGCUUACAGAUCAUUGGAAGACGGAACUAUGAUGAGAAGGUCAUUGCUGCUCUCAUAGAGAUUGAGAAAGCCAUGGGCAGGAAGUAGCCUUUCAUGCCGAAUCUUUUUGGGGUGUCUAUUACGAGUAUAGUCCGUAAGGUAGGGGCAGCGAGUUGAAGAGUAGCCCGUCUAUACUGGACCGAUUGAACGUUUGCUUGAGC